CAUAAUAGUAAAAGCAGUAAGAAUCAUGAACAUGACCGGGCAAUGCAUUUUGGAACUUGUAUUCUUCAGAAAUCGAGGCUACUGAUUAAAAACAAAACGGUGAGUCUUCUGAGAACUUCAAUACCCAUCAACCCUCGCUCCAAGCACCGUGAGAGUGGCUCAGCAGUGCCUCCCUCAAUACCGCAAGGGAAAAAAAAAACAUCAUUUGUAGGGAGAAGAAAAAGCGCUAAAGAAGCUGCACAAUUGAAAGAAAAGAUUAGUGCAACGAACCAGUGGGAAGUACACUUGUAUGUCCUAGGAUUUGUCCUCUAACUGUGAUCAUUACCCAGCGGCUCAAACGGACUUCGUAAUUGGGACAACCUCGUAACCGAGUGCGAAUCGACGCUCCAGCGGGAGCCGCUUGACCAGAGCACGCUGGGAGCGGCACGGAGCCUUAUGUGCAAAUGCACAACGAGAGGAUGGCACUUUCUGGAGACUCACUGUCCUUAAAAAUGGAGGGAGCAGCCUCUGAGAGUCGAGUUGCCAUCAUGGUCCUCAUGUCAGCAAUUGAGUCUAUGUGCAAAGAGCUGGCCAAGUUAAAGGCAGAGGUGGCUUGCAUCACAAUUUUCAAUGGUGAGGUGUUUUCAGUUGGUACAGACCGUGGCCGUGCAUAUGCAGACUUGAGAAAAGAUUUUCAGAAUGAUUUUAUAAACUAUUGUUUGUCAGAAGAAGGUGCAUUAGAGCAGUCUGUUCCAACUCCAUCUACAGCUGAAACUUCUCCUCAUGAUGCAGACACACUCAAGAAGAUGGUGGAUGACUACUUUUGCAUAUGCUAUGGUAAAGCUUUAGGGAAGCCUGGCUUAGUUCCCGUGCCUUAUGAGAGAAUUGCAAAAGAUCCUCUAGCUGUUUCAGUUCAGGGCCUGCCAGAUGGUGUUCGCUUUAAAGACCCCAUUGGAUACGAUUAUAACACUCUGAGUCAGAUCUUCAAGAAUAAGUCCCGUAUCACCUUUGAGAUUAAAAGGCCAUUCUUGGAAACAAGGACACAGAAAGGAGAGCCAUCCAGGAAAACUCCAGACAAUGUGGAAGAUGUAAGCUCCCUAUUUAACAUUGAAACUGUGCAAGUGAAGGCAGAAGCUGAAGAAGAAGAGGAAGGUUCAAUGGAAAUAUCUUCAGUUACAAUAAAAGAAGAAACAGAAGAAUCAAACUUCAUCCAGUUCCCAAUAACAGAUUCAUUCCAAAGUACAUUUUGUGAAACUAGGAAGGAACCAGAAGUAGAAGUAACCUUAGAUGAGGAUGAGUACUCUCCACUAUCUAAGAAAGCCAGACUUGACAUAGAGCUCCCACCUGAGCCACCAACAAACAGCAAAAAGAAAUCCAGAGUGUUCAGCUUUGAUAAAUGGAACUCUAGAAUUACUGAUCUUAGAAAACAGGUGGAAGAGUUAUUUGAAAAGAAAUAUGCUGAGGCUAUUGAGGCAACAGGUCCGGUAUCUGUUCCAUAUCCUCUAUUCCAGUACAACAGUGAAGACCUUUAUGUUGAGGGACUACCACAUGGAAUUCCAUUUAGAAGACCAUCAACAUAUGGUAUUCCACGCCUUGAAAGGAUCCUGCAGUGUGAAAACAGAAUCCGUUUUGUCAUUAAGAGGAAGGAACUUCUAAAAUCUAUGAAAGAUGAGCAAGUUUCAAAGAAACCUUAUUCUGGAGUAAAAGAGGAAUGGUAUGUGAAAAUCAACAGAUUGAGAAAGUCAGUGGAUGACCUUUUCUGCAAAAAGUAUGGUGAAGCACUAGGCAAAACAGAUCCUCUUCCAGUGCCGUACCUGAAAUUCGAGGCCUAUCCACAAGACCUUUUUGUAGAGGGACUUCCAGAAAAUGUUCCAUUCCGGAGUCCAUCUUGGUACAGCAUAUCUCGCCUUGAAAGGAUUUUGCAGUUUGGGGACCGGAUUAAGUUUGUCGUCCUCAAACCAGAACUGUUAUCUCAAGAGCAAGCAGACAUCAUCCAGGUGUCUUCUGAUGUGAAAGAAGACUGGAAUGUAAGGAUUUCAAAGUUAAGGAAACAAGUGGAAGAGAUUUUUAACACCAAAUAUGCGGAAUCCUUAGGCUUACCAGAGCCAGUCAAGGUGCCAUAUCCCAUGUUUGAGUCCAAUCCUGAUUUUUUAUAUGUGGAGGGUUUGCCUGAUGGUAUUCCUUUUCGAAGUCCCACCUGGUUUGGAAUCCCUAGACUUGAGAGAAUUGUUAGAGGCAGCUCCAAGAUCAAGUUUGUGGUGAAAAGGCCUGAACUGGUUAUUCCAUAUUUGCCUCCUGGUUUAUCAGAUAAAAUCAGUGUAGAGAGUGUCAGUUGUAAUGAACCAUCUGUUGAUCAAGCUAAUGGCUCCAGUUCAUCACUCAGGCUCCAGCGACGUAAAUUCUCUUUUGAGGCAUGGAAUGCCAAAAUAACAGAUCUGAAGCAGAAAGUUGAAAGUCUGUUUAGUCGGAAGUGUGCAGAGGCAAUGAACUUGGCAGAACCAGUUCCAGUUCCCUAUCUCCUCUUUGAGACCUGUCCAGAAGAUUUUUGUGUACAGGGUCUUCCAGAAGGAAUCCCUUUUAGGCGCCCUUCAACCUUUGGCAUCCCUCGCUUAGAAAAAAUACUUCGAAAUCAAGAUGAGAUAAAAUUCAUCAUCAAAAAGCCUGAUAUUUUUGAAACAGCAGUCAAGGAAGAGGAAUUAAACCUUAUCAGAAGUUCACCAAAUAUUAGCACUGCCUGGACGAUGGAGGACCUAAAUGUUAUUCAAGUAGCUGUCUCUGAUGAUGAAAGCAAGGUGCCAAAAAAACUAGAAAAAACUCGCCAGUUAAGGGAACAAGUGAAUGAUCUCUUCAGCAGCAAGUUUGGAGAAGCAGUAGGAGCAACCUUUCCAGUAAAAGUACCGUAUAGGAAGAUCACAAGUAACCCUGGCUGUGUAGUAGUAGAUGGUAUGCCACCUGGCGUAGAAUUCAAGGCACCAAGCUACCUGGAUAUCAGUUCUAUGAUAAAGAUUUUGGAUUCAGCUGAUUUCAUCAGAUUCACAGUCUUAAGGCCUUUCCCCGGACUCCCAUUUAGUAAUUUAAUAGAUGGAGCAGAACAGAGUGCAAUGGAUCUGACGUACAGGCCAGACUUUUCUGAUUCUCAGGUUGAUGAGAAAUUGGAGUCUGGGGUAUCCUGGUUAAACAACUAGGUAAAGAAAAUAUACCCAAAUUGUAAAGAAUGAUUAACAGAAGGAGACAUCAGACUGGGAACGAGAAUCUUGGGGCAACUCCAGGAGCAUUUUUUUCACUUUCAUAUAAAAUUUACACAUAAGUAAAAACUGGAACUUAACCCGAUAAAUUGUAAAGCGGAGAAAAGUGCACAAGUUAUGUGGCAUUUUACAUAUAAGACCAUGAAGAUGGCCAAAAAGAUCUAUUGGUACCCAUUAAAACAAAUGAUCCAUUUACUAAGCCUCAAAACUCAUUGUGGCGAUGGUUUUAACUUUAGUAGCCUACAAUAUGUCUAUAGUUAGAUUGUUUUUUUUUUUUCAGUUUCUUAUACUUAUGUGUUCCACAAAGACAACAUAUUUCACAGUGACAGAAAGUAAUCGAGACACCUAGACUAAGGCAAUAGUCUUUUUCACUUUGCCAAAAAAAAUCUACUUGAAUACCGUAGCUUGGUACACAGGUAAUAUGUUGUAUGAUGUUUGUUUCAAGGGCUUACCUUAAUUGUUACAGUGUAUUACUAAAUAAACAGAAACCCCUAAAUGCGAUUUCUGUAUCAUUUCUGUAAUGCCUCCAUGAGGAUUAAAAUUACAAAAAACUUGCUAGUAAGACUAUUUUGUAUGUUUAUUGGUCUGUGCUUCCUUGUUUGGGAUGAAUUACAUGUCUAACUGAUUUGGGCACAUCAUUUUAAGUGUAAAUCAAUGAAGAAAUGUGAUUAUGUGUGACUUGGCUCUAUACUCAGAUGUUUUGUCAUUGUAAAAUAUAGAGAUCAUCACCCCAAAUCGUGUAAUUGCCACAAGCCUGUAUUAGUUUAUUGUAAUGAGAUUAUAUUCUUAUAAAGGGUCUGUGUUGUCUUU
Erpetoichthys calabaricus (reedfish) is the source of this 4034-nucleotide messenger RNA. Its product is annotated as general transcription factor II-I-like. Lineage: Eukaryota; Metazoa; Chordata; Cladistia; Polypteriformes; Polypteridae. The transcript has 31 exons. Gene Ontology annotation, molecular function: DNA binding; DNA-binding transcription factor activity. Gene Ontology annotation, cellular component: nucleus. The record is from RefSeq and is a predicted model, not a curated record. Bases 444 to 3164 code for a protein of 906 amino acids.